CCAUGAAACCAACGGCUUGGCCCUGUUUGCGAGAGUAAGCGCAGGCGAAUACAAGUGAAUACAAAGUCGAAACGCCGGGCGAGGGUGCUCGCCUGGCGUUACCGCAAGUCAGCUUCAAAGAAAGUAGACGCCAAGACCUUGACGAUCCAACCACUGCGAAGCUUCGCUGUACACAAUCCACAACCAACACCUCCCACUCCAUCGCUGAAGCAACUCGGCCAAGAACGCAAGGCCUUCUCUCCUCUGCUCCUCCCCGAGCGUGAGAUAUCCCGACCCCGAACGAGAACCAGCUUCUCCCCCGUACCCGCGAUUGCCUGCAGUUGGAAGCCGAACCUCCGCAUUCUGCUACCGUAACCGCAUCUAUCCAUCCACCUCGCGCGCCCGCCCACCCGGAGCACCACCUCGACGUUUCUACGGAAGCGGUCUGAUCCUCCCCGUGGCGACGCUCGAACUUUGACCUUAGAUCCCAGGAUUGUUAUGGCAGAGCAGAUUACCCAAGAUGUGGUAAAGGAAGCACAGUCGGCGGGUAAUGCUUUGCCCGUCGACGUUAAUGCGUCAACUACCAACACUACCGCCGGCAACGGCCCAGCUGCCACUGACCCAAGUACCCUCGAUUCCCAGCGCGAUAACAACCCUCCUGAAACGAACGAGACUACGGAACGUUUGGCGAAUGGCGAUAACAGCGACAGCUUCACCCCCGAGUCCCAACAGGUUGGAGCAUAUGCUAGUGGAAGCUCCGACACAGAUAUCAGUCGCCCCGGAAGCGUUGAUCAAGCUCAGCAAGCCAGCGGCCAUUUGCGUACCAACUCGAUCAAGAAGCCCACCUCCUUCAAAUCCGUCUCCGUGACUAAGAACUUCCUGGCUAAAUCGGCCGUCUCCGCACCGGCUACACGGUCUGGCGACAAAGCUACGCCACCCGGACAACCGAGUUCAUCUGCACUAUCGUCCGCGAAGCCACGUCUAGUAGCAAAAUCUGGUAGCGGAAAUGUGCCUCGCGCUGUAGGGCAAAUGAACGGGGCAGGUUCUGGACCGGACGGAAGCAAGGUGUGGAACAAGAAUCAACCUGUGCCUCCGCCUCCGCCGAAGCAGUUCACCGAUGAAGAGUUGAAACAACAAUAUGGAAUUCACCUCGCGACCCGCUUGCAAGCCGAUGAAGGUAGCAAAGAAGCGAAAUGGGCAGACAUCGACGAUGACGAGGAUGACUGGGCACCCGAGACUGUCCAAUGGAUGGAUGGAACAAAGUCGACUGUUGCAGCGGUCGAGAGUCAACCGGCGCCCGCUCAUGUGGAGGAACCCAAACCCGUGGCCAAACCACCGUCUCCCGCAGUGAUUUCAAACCCCACGACCCCAGCUCCAGUUACCAGCGCUCCAAAGACGACUUUGACAGGAGGCACCAAGACGAUCCUCAAGCCUGGCGCGCACACUCCCAAACCAAAAGGACAGCCUGACAAGCCUACUUUGGUAGCUAAACCAUCUACAUCUGCUCCCGUCAAGUCACCAUGGGCCCCUUUACCCCCAGUCGAGAAGGUCUCGCCUAUUGCGAUAAACCCUCCAGCGCAACUACCCUCUUCUUCUCGGUAUUCUCGGGAUGUUGCCAGCGGAUACGAUACUAUGCCACCACCAUCGAUGCCCGCCAAGGAGAUUGCUCCAGAUGAUUUCAACCGUUCAUGGCGCGACGAACGUGGCAACCGAGAACUCUUCAACUCGCAUAGUGGCCGUUAUGAACCGGUUCGCGAUGUCCGUAGAGGUUCGAUACGUGAUGGUAAUGCUCGUCAGCAACCCUCGGUUUUGCAGCGUCCGUCACAUGAUGGGCCUGCCGAACCAUCUGCGGCUUUCCAAACAUCAAGGUCAAGCGCAGACGUUCCGACUUGGGGUCGUCGAAGAAACUCCUCCAAUGUCAGUGGCGGAAGCGGCCGCAUGUCAUUCGAUAUGCGCGGCGUGGACCAUCCAUCCGCAUCUAUGAGCAUGGCACGGCGGGAGUCUCAAUCGAUGCAGGCUGUGGACCCCGGCACGACAGGGCCACAACGUCAUGCAUUACCUACACGCCCGGUAUCAAAUGAUCAACAGUCCUCAUCUCUGGUACCUAGGCCAUCACCCAGUAUGUCACAAGUACAGCCGGCGUCACCGUUAGGAUCUAUCACUUCUCAAGAUGCUACCACCCCAGGCGGUGGCGCUCCACCAAUUCAAAACCUAGUUGAGGUACAGCAGCGUGUCAUGCAGGAGAAGAUAGAUUCGAUCAAGCUUCGUAAACAGAAAGAAAUGGAGCGAGAAGCGAAGGAAGAGGCUGAGCGUAAAGAGCGUCUACGUAAAAAGAUGGAAUCUUUAGGGUUUACCGACGAGCCCAAGAAGGAUACAGAGGCGCCACCUCCAAAAUCUCCUCUGAAAGAGAAAGCAGUACCGGCUCCACUACAGUCACCACCCAAGCCACCUAUGCCCUCGUCAGAAGGCGAGUUUGCACAGUACGGGAUGAUCAAGGUCCACCCGCAGCCUGUGAAGAAAGCAUCGCCUCCCGACGCACUAGCUUCUAAGCCUCGUGCUGCCAGGCCAGGCCCUUCCUCUGUAGACAAACAAGCACAACCCGAGCUAGAGCCGAAGGCGUCGACGCCGUUUGCUCAAGGUUCGAGCGCGCCAAGCCUCAGUCGCGACCCUCACACCAACCGGGCAGAGCAAACGCAGACACUCACACCAACCCAGACGCAGCUACAAACACAACCUCUGCAACCCGGCUACACAUCUACAAACCCUAGUCAGCCAACACAGGCAUCGUCAAAUUGGUCGAACCCGUCGCUUCCUCAGCAACCACGACCCUGGACGUCCGCCGUGUGGGGUCCUCCACCCACCAAAGACAGGGCUCUCGGGAACGGUACAUUCGGACAACAAGUUGUUCCGCAGCCGCAGGCAAGCCAGGCACCAAUUGGCGUGAGCCCCGCACUGAAACCGUCUACACAGCAUCAGCAGACUGCUCCCGCUCAGCCUUUCGCGGCCCAGCCCAUCUACCCUCAAAGCGCAGCUAUCCCGAAACAAACCAGCAUGCCGCCAAAGCCUCGUCAGCUCGCCCCAGGAUGGGGAGAUUUCCAAGCUCAGAUACGCCGUGAUGAUCAAGCGACUAUUGCCAAAGCACAGCAAGAUUUUGAGCGUUUUGGAGGCGAGUCUUUCAUUCCCGAGAUUAGAGAGACUUUCAAAGAUGGCAAAGGCCGGACACAAACCACCUUGCAUGCUCAGAUUGGUGGUAUCGAUAUGAAGACGCCUCAAGAUGGAGGUGCGCUCGAUCUGAAAUCGAAAGAAGAGUUGCCUCGAGCCGCAAUCGAUGGUCCCGCAACAACUCAUACAGUCGGUCAAGGCCCACAUAUCCAUCCGGCAGCCCAGGGCCCUCGAUCGUCGCGAUUCUUUCCUCGGUCCUCGGACACGGCGCCUCCAGCACCUGCGGCGAUUGUGGGAGACUCUCCACCACCACCAGAGACGCAGUCUCAUCCAGCCCAUAGCGGUGACUCUACAUCCCCUGUUGUGAAUCUUCCAAGGCCUGCACCUCGCGUACGAUUGCCUCCUCCCAUGGUGGAGCCUGCCGUGCAACCCGAUGCUCCUGUAAGCAUGCCUCCUCGUACUCGUCUUGGUUCUAGCAUCGGACAACGCCCUCUAGUUCUCUCGGAAGAAUGGCAAACUAGGUUCAACAACCUGCUGGCUCCCUCGUCAGCUGGCACAUCUAUACCAGGUGCUCAACCCCAUGUCUCCAGUCAAGCGGUCGGCCAGAAUGCUGGCUCGUUUGCUAUCGCUGCUUCGUCGAAAGCCCCGCUCGACGUCCGUCAGACUUCGAGUCCAGCAACCGUGUCACUUCCAAACUCUACGGGCAGGAGGGUUUUCGCCAUCGAUAACAGUAGCGCUGUCACAACGCGCACAAGUGCAGAUAUGCUACUUGAGGAUCGUGAAUUCGGUUCCUUGCCGACGGUCAAACUGUCCAAAGUCCCUCACAUGGCAGCGAACGAACCGCCAGUUGGCGCUCCUCCAUCAGGUCGACAAAACUCUCGACAAGGUUCUAAAUACGGUAGGUGGCCUGAUUCAGAGAUGUUCUCAAAGCCCUCAUACAACGGCGAAUUCGAUAAACACUCGGACCAUAUCGACAUCCGUAUCAAGGUCGGUAACAUGCAGGAAGCCGUAACCAAAUCAAUUCCUAAGCGUCGCAAGAAUGGCAAAGGACCUGGACAAGCAAAGACUCGACGCAGUUUCCAAGCUGGAUCAAGCUCACCCACUGGCAGCCAAAACCAGCGUCCACGGAAACCAUCUAAUCAUGGUUCCAACUCUGCCCGCGCUUCUUCCGGUGGACCGUGGUCGAACAGCCAGCCUUGGGGUAGGCGCACCGCUCCAACAGCUCCUGUUCAUUGA
This is a messenger RNA of Periconia digitata, 4377 nucleotides long. The record is from the annotation of a GenBank genome assembly. Lineage: Eukaryota; Fungi; Ascomycota; Dothideomycetes; Pleosporales; Periconiaceae.